UAGAGCAAAAAUUCCUAGAACGUUUGUGUCAAACAGCUGAUUGCAGAAAUUGAUGGAAACGAAAAUUCGUAUUAAUUGAAAGCUACUGAAAAGUAGGUUAAAAAAGGUCAAAUAUCAGUCGUGUCAUUGUCGAAUUUCAAUAAACAAUUGUGAUUACUCCAUUGAAAUAUAAUUGUUAAGUGUGAAUUCUUAAACAUAACAGAUGUUUGUUGUAAGAAAUGUCACAAAUUGAUAUUCAGGAUUUAUUUGAUAAAAGCAGGUUUCCUAGUGGUUGGCGGCUACUAUCAAUAUUAUUAUAUACUCCAGUGGGUCUUCUACUUGUGUCAGUACGAUUAUUAACUGCAUUACAACUUUGGCUUCUUGCAUCAUUAUUACCUGAUUGUAAUACUCUUCGAGUAUUCUUACACCGUGGGUUUAGUUUUGUUUUUGGCAUUGUGGUAAAAAUUCCUGAAGAUGAAAUUAACGAUCAACAAUCAAGAAUUAUUAUUGCCAAUAAUGUCUCGGUUUUGGAUCACUUUGCUUUAUACAAAAUUACACAAGCAUUAACUCCUAGUAUAUGGGAAUUACCCACUGCUCUUGGCAAUGCGAUAGGGCUACAAGUAAUGGAUAUGAGCAGUAAAGAAGCUCUAAUCGUCAGCAUAAAACAAUUUCUUUUAACUUCGAAAAGCAACAUUGUACUCCAGCCUGAAUUUGGUAUAACCAAUAGUCGAGUAGCCUUAUUGAAGUUCAAUUCAUGGCCAUUUACCAUAGAACCAUCAGUUCAACCAAUUGCCAUUAAAGCAUGGAGACCAGAAUUCAUACCUAUUCGUGUUACCUCAUUGGCAUCUACAUGGUGGGCUGAUGUCUUUUGGUUUAUGUUUGUUCCUUACACAGUUUUCACAUUUAAGUACCUGAAAGUCAUGAGAAACACAGAUAGCGAAGUACUAGUACGAGAAAUAGAGAAAGAUAUAGCAACUACUCUUGGACUUAAAACAAGUUCUCAUACUGUGUCAGAUAAAGCAGAAUUUGAGAAACGCUGCAUUAUGGAGAAAACACAAAGCAGAAGACUCAAUAGAAGAAGUUCACCAAAUUCGCAAGUCAUACAUAACAUUGAGAUACAAAGAAUGGUACAACAAGUCAGUGAAGUGCUUCCAUUGGUCCCUCAUAAUGUGAUUCUCAGAGAUCUAUUGAAAACACGCAAUGUCGACAUUACCAUUGCCAAUAUUCUGGACGGCAUAGUUACUUAUACCCCAGAAUUAAGUCAAACAAGUGUUGCACCUUCAGCAUCCUGCAAUCAAGUGCAAACAAGUAUGGUCAAGGAUAAUAGUAACUUAGGAACUUCUUCCUUUCAGGAAAGAAAGGCUAAGAUGAUAAGAGAAGCUAGGGAAAGGUAUAUCCAAAAACAUGGACUUAAAAAUUGCUGACAUUCUUACUACAGUUUUAUUGUGAUUAUUGU
Messenger RNA from Nomia melanderi (Alkali bee), 1435 nucleotides. RefSeq names its product lipid droplet-regulating VLDL assembly factor AUP1-like. Lineage: Eukaryota; Metazoa; Arthropoda; Insecta; Hymenoptera; Halictidae. The record is from RefSeq and is a predicted model, not a curated record. Gene Ontology annotation, cellular component: endoplasmic reticulum membrane. Gene Ontology annotation, molecular function: ubiquitin binding. Gene Ontology annotation, biological process: ERAD pathway.